Molecule: messenger RNA, 3726 nt
Organism: Cimex lectularius (bed bug)
Lineage: Eukaryota; Metazoa; Arthropoda; Insecta; Hemiptera; Cimicidae
Gene: wit
Product: bone morphogenetic protein receptor type-2
Exons: 13
Coding region: 454-2820 (788 amino acids)
Biological process (GO): BMP signaling pathway; cellular response to growth factor stimulus; protein phosphorylation
Cellular component (GO): plasma membrane; signaling receptor complex
Molecular function (GO): ATP binding; transforming growth factor beta receptor activity
Source: RefSeq, a predicted model, not a curated record
UGAUGUCCUAGUUCGGUGAUAGACGAACAUGGCCGUCAAACAGUUUUUUAUGAUAGUUGUGAGGAUUUGUUAGUAAUGAUAUCACUUAUUUGUCCCACCGAUUCUGUUUAUUUGUAGUCUGUUAGGCAAGUGGAAACGUCCGUCAUCGACCAGACUUCUAUUACUCCGCCCCCAUCCUAAUUAAAAAGCUAUACAAUAUUAAUGGCUAAAUUACGGGACGCAACUGAAAGUUAUUGAAUAAAUCGCUUACAUAAAAAAAAAAAAAUAAUAAUAAAAAAGGCUGUCUUCAUCAAAUCAGACUAAAAGUGCCUCGUUCCUUUUGUGAUAAAUUGCUUUUGUGAACAGCAGAUUGGCAGAAAUGUUCGAAACCAAUGUAAUAUAUUGUGAUAGUGGUAAAGACUGAAAAAAAAGUUGUUUAUUUAUAAAUUUAAGAAAGACAGGAAAUUUUCAAAAAUGUUGGUCUUGAAGUCAACUUUCGUCUUGUUCAUCGCUGUACAAAUUCAAGAGCUGAAUGCACAAAGAGUGUGUGCUAGGUCGCAAGAGACUGGAACUACUUUGUUUGAAGAUCUUGUGUAUGCCGCUCGAGAGAUAGAUGACAAUGAUAUUCAGAAAGAUCAAGAGGUUUGUAAAAAAGGGACUCAAACAUGUUACGCAUUCUGGAAGAAAGGAAAUUCAAAUGAAAACAUCACUUUUUUUUCAGCAGGUUGCUGGGAGAUUUCCGGGCAAGGAGAGUGCACCUCUUCUGUUUGCCAGCCGCAAUCACACCCCAGGAAGAGCUUAGUGAACGCGAUGUUCUGUUGCUGCACUGGAAACUUAUGCAAUACCAAUAUCAGUUUCAACAGCCCUGUAAAAGAAGGUGAACCUUUAGAAGAGACAUCUUUAAGUGCAAAACCGUCAUCAUCGAUGUACAAUUCGGGAGAAAACAGAGAAUGGAAAGUUAUAGUCUUGGGUGGAUGUGGAGGACUUUUAUUUCUACUUUUCCUCACUAUUGUUUUUGUUGUAUGGGGACCAACAACAAUGAAGAAAAAAACAAAUCACGUUCCACCACAACAACCUCCUCCAAAGGAAGCAAACAAUUCAUAUUCACUUUCUCAGUUAAGCCUUGAUAAGAUUGUCGGACAAGGAAGAUACGGGACGGUAUGGCUUGGUCAUUUAAAGGGUCAGCAGGUUGCAGUUAAAAUGUUUCCCAUGCAUUACAGCCAGUACUUUUAUAAUGAAAAAGACAUUUACACCCUUCCAUUCAUGGAGCAUUCAUCCCUCUUAAAAUAUCUUGGCAGUGACGAAUUUCCAAAUAAAAAUGGUCUGAACAGUUUGGCUCUUGUUCUCUCAUACUGUCCUCUUGGUACACUACAGGAAUAUUUGAAAAGGAACACACUCGAUACUGCCACGUUUAUUCGAAUGGCAUUGUCUACGACUUCUGGUCUUGCUCAUUUGCACACUGAAAUUCACAAGAAAGAUAAAUGGAAGCCUUGCAUAACACACAGGGAUGUCAACACUAAAAACAUUCUUGUUAAGGAAGACUUGAGCUGUUGUUUAGUAGAUUUAGGAUUAGCAGUUAAAAUAACCGGAUCUCAUUAUUAUACUCUAGGUGAAGAACAACACGCUGAGACCAAAAGCAUUAAUGACGUGGGGACAUUAAGAUACAUGGCACCUGAAGUAUUAGAGGGCGCUGUCAAUCUUCGAGAUUGUGAAUCAUCUUUAAAACAAGUUGAUGUUUAUGCCCUCGGCCUUGUUUUAUGGGAGAUAGCCAUGAGAGUCGUCGACUUUUACAACAGGCCGAAUGAUGUCCUACCGUACACUCUACCAUUUGAAAAAGAAGUUGGGCUUCAUCCCACAUUUGAAGAAAUGCAAGUCUUAGUUUCAAAGAAUAAGGCCAGACCACUUUUUCCUCAGGAGUGGAAAUGUAACCUUAUGACCACGACAAUAAGGGAAACAAUUGAAGAUUGUGUGGAUCAAGAUGGUGAAGCACGCCUUACCGUGCUUUGUGUCCAUGAAAGAAUAAACCACUUGCACAGAGGUUCUUUGCAAGUCGGAAAUAUAAGUCCUACCUUCAAUCAGACAAAUACUUCAUUUUCAGCUCCAAGCAAUAAUAACAACAUUAAAUUCCUUGGGUCUGAUAUGUAUCAAGGAGAUAAAGAAAUGGCGGAUGGCUGUGUUUCUGAAGGUACAGUUGAGACGAUGAUCACAUUAUCUCCAUCUGAACCUUAUCCUGUUUAUUUAAGCACUGUUUCCAAAGAACCAAUCAUACAACCCCAUCAAGGGCGUAACCGAUGUCUUGAGCGCAAUCUUCUCAGUUGCGACUCCAGUGAAGAACUGUGCAUAGUACAAACUUCAAGCAAGCACAAAAGAUUUCAAAAUCGCGACUUGUUUGAAGAAUCUGAAAGUCUGAUGCGAGAUACUGCGAGCCACCAAACAUCAAUACCUUAUGUUCAAAACAAGCCUUUUAUGAUUCCGAAACAAGUGAAUACCCCAGUAAAAGGCCAGACUGGUUUGGUCGCGUCGUUAAUGAAACUGAUUAAAAAGAAAGAAGAGCCUGCUGAAGACACCGCCUCAUUGACUCACGUUAUCGUCUCGCCGUUUGAGGAACAGCCUCCGAGAAGGCCGUCUUCCCUCCAGUUGAUCCCUGUAGCUGAUGAAGGACAAGUCGGCCCUGUUCAAGAGGACGAAUUUGAAGAAAAACGGUUGAAAGAACUUUCUAGCAGGAUUAGGACUCCUGGUGAUCUCCCGCCAUCCGUUCGUAAAAAACGGGGAUCUAAAGCACGGUUGUCAUUGUAUGACGAUCGCAUGAUGUCAAACUCGGUGCUCGAUUCUACAUUCUAAUCUAGUCAAUAAUUUAUUUGAUUUUUAAUUCUUUUUUAGUGCCAUAUUCUCAGAUUAACUUGAAGCAUUAAUAGAUGGAUUUUUAAAAAAUUACAAUCAUGAUUGUAACAAUACUAAAUUAAGUGCAAGUUGAACUGCAUUUAUAAAGCUUUAACAAUUUGAAAUUUUUAGUAUUAAAAAAGUAAACAGAUCCAUGCUAUUGUAACCUACAAUCUAUUGUAAAAAAUGGAAUAAAUUUAUCCCAUAAGCUUUUUUUUCUUUUGACAAAUCAAGGAUAAUCUUUCAUAUUUUAUAUCUAUAGCUUACAAACAUUGAUUUACCGGUAACAUGGUAACAUUAAACAACAAAUAGUCAUUUUUCAGUAAGACAAUAUAUCUCAAUACUGGUUGUGGUACAAUUUAUAAGACAGAGAAAAUGUUUGUAGUCUUUGUAUUUUUAUAUCUAGUAUUUAGACCUAGUCGUGUAUUGAAUAGUGAGAUUCCGUUUGGAUCCAGCAUUUGUGACAUAGCACGUGUAAUUAUUAAAAUUUAUUGACGUAUCAAUUUUAAUUAAUACUGUUUAGAAACAUGACCGAGUAAGAUUAUAAAUUAAAAACAAUAAUAAUACUGAUUAAAGCAAAAUGCACAAUAUAUGUUGUCGUAAAAGCCACUUAUACUUAGUUGUGUUUUACACCCCACUGUUUACAAUUACCCAUUGACCCUGUUCCACAGCUUUCAAGAAGAGUUGAAAAUAGAGGAAUGGGUUGAAAUUGUACAAUUAGAAUUACAUAUAUAUUAUAAUCAUACAAUUUAUCAAAGUGCAGCUUUUUAUUUGUAUUUAUGAAAAAAUUUUGCUUUUCAGCUUUUUUGUAUUCAUACCGAAGAAUUUGUAUAUAAGCCUAUUAUAUUAAACUAUAUAAAUAACCUU